GCAAAUUCCAUCAAGGUUGAGAUGUACAGUGAUGAGGAAGCUGGGCGACUGCUGGGCCAAGAUGACCGAAGCAGUGAGAAGGAAGAUGGUGUUAUGGUUGAUGACUCGCUUACUGACUCUGUGGUGUACUGUGAUGGUUCAGGGCAAGAUCCUCAUUCUCCUGGAGGGAUACGGCUUCCUAAUGGCAAGCUGAAAUGUGACAUUUGUGGCAUGGUCUGCAUUGGCCCCAAUGUCCUUAUGGUGCACAAGCGCAGUCACACUGGUGAACGCCCUUUCCAGUGCAAUCAGUGUGGAGCUUCUUUCACCCAAAAGGGAAACUUACUGCGCCACAUCAAGCUGCACUCCGGUGAGAAGCCUUUUAAAUGUCCCUUCUGCAGUUACGCCUGCCGCCGGAGAGAUGCACUGACAGGACACUUAAGGACACAUGCUGUCUCCUCCCCAACUGUCGGCAAGCCUUACAAAUGCAACUACUGUGGACGGAGCUAUAAACAACAGAGCACCUUAGAGGAACACAAAGAACGCUGCCACAACUACCUACAGAGCCUGAGUGCUGAUCCACAGCCAUUGCCUGGUCAGGGUGAGGAGAUUCGAGACCAGGACCUGGUGCCCGAUUCACUUCUCCAUCCCUCAUCCGAGAGGCCAUCCUUCCUUGACAGACUGACAAACAGCAUUACAAAACGGAAGCGAUCUACACCGCAGAAGUUUGUGGGUGAGAAGCAGAUGCGGCUAAGUAUAACUGACAUUCCUUUUGAUAUGAACUCCAGCUUUGACAAAGAAGUGGAAAUGGUGGGCCAUCACCCUUUAGACCCAACGUUCAGCAGCACAAUGGCAUAUGUUGGGGCAGAGCAUCUUCGCCCAAUGCGACUCCCACCCACAAACUGUAUUUCUGAACUUACACCUGUAAUUAGCACAGUGUAUUCUCAAAUCCAGACCAUGCCAGGAAGGAUGGAGCUACCAGGAAACCGUGAGGCUGCUGAAGGCCAUGAAGACCUUUCUGAUGGAACACAGAUCAUCCCUCGGCUGCGGAGUCAGUUGAUGGACCAUGGUCUCUCUCCUACUAAUGGUUGUCAGGAUUCAACGGACACAGACAGCAACCAUGAUGAAAAGGGUGGCCUUUUACCUAGUGGGAAUAGUACCAGCAGCAGGCAGAGUCCUGCUUAUGCCAAAGAAGAUCAAAGACCAGCGGAGGGGCCCCCAGCUGCUAAAGGAAUCCCCAGCUCAGCCAAAGAAGUGCUGCGGGUUGUAAAUGAGGAGGGAGAACAGCUCAAAGCAUUUAAGUGUGAUCACUGUCGUGUUCUUUUUCUAGACCAUGUCAUGUUCACUAUACAUAUGGGCUGCCAUGGCUUCAGAGACCCUUUUGAGUGCAACAUUUGUGGUUAUCACAGUCAGGAUCGGUACGAGUUCUCCUCGCAUAUAGUCCGGGGGGAGCACAAAGUGGGCUGAAUUCGCUAUCUUCUUUCAGAUGCUGAAACAGUGCCCCUUUUCCUUGGCCCAAGACUGCACUUUUUUAACUUCUCCUUUGCACUGACUAAAUACAGAAGGAGCGCUUAAUGACUGCUUUUUUUUAUAAAAUGACUUAUUUAAAUUGUAUUCAUAACACUUCUGUGUCCUGCUUUCGUUUAGUUAUUUAUUAUGUUGCAUUUUUGUUUUUAUAACUCUUGCUUCUACUUUUACUUGAAUAAUGGUUGAUAUACAUUUGUUUGGUCCAUUUCUUUGCAGAAGCCCACUUAAAGCUUUAAGCAUUUGCCAUUGAGUUUUACAGAUCUUCCCCCUCCACACACGCACACACCAAAAAAUCAGGGGCUGUAUGAUGUAUAUUGCUUUACCAUAUGAAAUGUUUCCACCUUCAUUAGCUUUCUUCAAGGUACAUUGUCAGGGGCUCAGGGUGAGUUUUUUUCACCAGGCUUGGAUUUCCUCCUUGUGGUCUCUGUGGUAGAGUAGUUAUGUUUCACAGAAGUGUCACUCUUGAAGCCUUUUGAUUAGACCCAGGUUACUCUUCCCACCCUAUGACUGGGUUCACAUUUCUCAAAGGUUAGGUAGUGCUGCUUUUCCUUUCACCACUGUUGCCUAAAGAUAAAGAAUAAGGUACCUGUUUUUAUAUGAGAGAAGAGGAGUGAAGGAGCUUCCUUUAGUGGAACCCAGAACUAUUUGUUGUGCUUUUUCUGCCUAGCAUAAACAUAUUGAUGAGUAGCCCAUAGCACCGAAGAGUAAUUUCAUCUCUGAAGUAAAAAUAUUUUGGUAGCGAUAUUUACAAAGUUUGUGUUUAUGGAAAACUUAGUCUGAGGUCAGUUUCCCAGGGUAAAGCACUGUUAACAAAUACUUUGUCUUUUGAUGAAAAUGGGAUAUCCCUUCUACUUUAUUGCAGUUGACCAUCACAGUCAUCCAAGUUUUAGUUCAGCUGCUCAACCCUGACAUAACAUACUUUUCUUUAAACUUUUAUUCUGAUGUAGUGAUCUGUUACAUGUUGUAAAAAUGCUUUGUGAUUAUUUAAGAAAAAAGUUAACCACUGAAACUGUUUUUCUGAUUUAAAAAUGCAUUUAGGAAUGAAUUCUGAGGAAGUUUCUUGUGUGGGUGAAACAAGAAAAGCAGGGUCUGUGACGUACUCAAGUUCAGUCUGAGGACCUCUGUAAAGUUUAAAGGUGAUGGAGGGCUUGUAUAACACUGAGGUAAUUGGGGGUUUAGAACCCCCCUUUACCAUUCUAUAGACACUGAAGAUGAAGGUAACGACUUGCUGGCUGAAAAAUCUGUGAGUAGGGCACAAUUUGGUAUUCUAAUCUUAAUGUAAAGGCAAAAGCAGUCCAACAGUAUACAGUAUUCUUUUUAGCAGUAAUGCAUUCCUUAGGUUGGUUAUUUUCAACUAGCCAUUUAUAAAACCUUGUUUAGUUUGCAUAAACUACCCUAAAGAUAGAGUAAAGCUGCUUUCAAAGAUGUUUUCUUAAAAUGGUCAUACAUUAACUAAAGUUAUGUCAGCUAUCAGAGGCUUUAAAUGUAGUGCCCCCCCCCAAAAAAAAAAGUGAAAGUUACUCAAGAAGAAUCUUUGAAACCUUUUACCUUUCACUAAGAAUGAAAAAAAAAGAGAAAUUUGGACUGUUAUUGCUUUGAUUUUUUGAUUACUGCUGUUGUGUUGCUUUUCCCCUAUACCCUAUUUCAUUACUUUUACAGCUCUGUGUUGUGAUUCUGAGGCCUGUAAUAGUGAGUCCCAGAGUUAUAUUAAAAAAAAAAAAAAAAAAAAAAACUAGAGGUGAACAUUGAAUAUUGACAAUUGCUGGUUUCAACCCUGUUAGUUGUAUAUACUGAUUUCAAGAUCGCCUUACCUUGGGGGGAAAGUAGAAGAGUUUGAAAUGCCAUGAUCUCAAGCUUUAGUAUGUGGCUAUCCUGGGAUGCACACUUGAGUCCCAGAACUUAAAACUUUUGCCAGUGUUUACACGUUAGGCGGACAGACUUGCUGCGUAACAUACAUUUUUAAUCUCGAGACUAAAUGUUAGCCUAUGAACCAGUGUCCUUUCUGCAAGUUCAUUUCAUCUCCUGUAUUUCUUAGAAGGUUUGGGGCAUUGUGUGUAUUGUACAGGUUACUUUCUUCUUGUCAGAGGAUGACAUGAAGAGGUGCCCUGUUUGCACUGCAUGUGAGGCAGUGCAAGUCCUGAAGACCACAGUCUCUUUACCAGGGAAGACACAUUGUGUUAAUUUGAGUGGUAGUGGCCUAGGACUGUAUUGGCACUGCUGGUUACUACCUUGAACAGCAGUAAUGGGAUAAACCUCCUCUCAGAAUAUAUGCACACAGACAAGAGCAUACAGUGUGAACUUUGAAGUUUGGUUUGCAAGCCUCAUUUUGAUACUCCUGUUAAGAGAUUGGUUGACAGCCUCAUAUUUGCUGCUAUCCCAUUUAAAGAAUGUCUUUCUGAUGUGUAUUUGUAAUUCAGCAGCAUCAGGUUUUUAUUUUGUUUUCUUUUUUUUACAUCAGUGCUUUACUGGUGACCUUGAUUUUCAAAAUUGGAACUCGCUACUUUAAGCAGCUAAUAAAAGCACUUCUGCUGUACAGCUGGUAGGCCAAAUCCUCAUGUUUUUCAAGAAAGGACAUCAUUACAAGUUGAGUCUGAAAACAAAAUGAUAGGAGCAAAACUUGUCCGGUCCAUGAAGCUGAAAAAUGUGAUCGCUCUUGCAUCUACCUUGAUUUUGAGCUGGGGGAUGUGUUUGUGUGCCUUAUGUGAUCUUAAUUUCAGAUGGUUUGGCUGCAGGAAUUAUGUAACCUUUUGCCUGCCACACAAGGACAUUUCAUCUGCUUUUUCUUCCACUGUGGUCCUUUAUCAGACUUGGCAAAGCUAUACCUCUAAACUUUUUUUUUCUUUUCUUUUCUGCAGCAUGAGUAAAGAACUAACUCUAAAAGAAAAUCCGAUCAUCAUCUGUAGUAAAGUUGAGUCUUAGAACCUUUUUAAUUUUGCCAAGGCCUAUCCUGGCUUCAAAAUCUGGCAAGAGGUCCUAUAACAGAGAUCAUGAUGGUGGCUGACCACUUUUUUUUGUUUAUACCCGAGUCACAGUGAGGAUUGCAGAGUGAGUACUCCUUAAUAUGACUAUUUACUGAAAGUGCAAUAGGGCCUUUAUUGUAAAGAAAAAAGCUUUAGCCAGUUUUCCUCUGGGGAGAGGGAGUCUAUAUUGUAGCCAUCUUAUGACUUGUGCACCAGAAGGGAAGAGGAAUAAAGAGACAGAAGGACGGACAGGGGGUUGCACAUGGCUUAAUCAAGCAUCAGAAGAGAGAAAAAUAAGGUUAAAGGUAGCAUUCUCUUCUGGCUCAAAAUAGCGUAAGAAAAAGUUUAAAAUGACCAGCCAACCAUUUUCUUUGGAGGGAUGCUUCAGCACAAGAUACAAGAUGCCCACUGCUGUCAUUAAGGAGGGUGUUGUGCUGCUUAUCUUCCCCUAUAGACAACAAAUUUGAAGAUAUUUUCUGAACCAUGAGGGAGAAAGGGGGGGGGUAUAAUCUCAGGAGGGUGUUACAUCUCCUCAGUAGCAUCCACAGAAAAGUCUGCUGUCAUGCUGUAAACCCCAUCCUUUUCUGUGUGAUCCUACCUGUAUCUGAUAGCUGUAGAGAGAGUAGUACAGAGUUUGGGUCACCUUAUUUGGGUAUGUCUUACUCACCCAAGAAGACUGAUGGGAAAUUUCAACUUAUAAGGGAGUGUACCAUCUUGGAGGAAAAUCCCCACCUUGACCAUACCUUAGCAACUUCGGUGAAGUUCAAGCAUGUCCUUCAGGACCAGGUGGUCUGUCUUUUUCAGAUUAUUCAUUACCAUUUAAGGUAGCGGGGUUGCAUUCUCUGCUUAAACCAUGAGGACAGUGAAUUACUGUGCAAAUAUGCUAUACAUUCAGCAUGGAUUCUUACUGGACAGAACCACUCACAAUAUAGAGGCAGUAACUGCUUUGAAGGGAAAAAUGCCUUGACGCUCUAGCUUUGGCCCUUGCAGAUAGCUGCCAAACAGGUGUAGGUGUAGUCAUAUGUUGCCACUCUUAGUUGCAUUUGAUGCACUUUGCUGAGCCUAUUAAUGCCACAUUUGCAGAUAUUAAUUUUUCAAGGCAGAUUUUGUAAGAGUGAUGACUGUUUUAGGUUAUGGAAAGGGUCAGAUACUCUUGAUCAAGAGUUAUGUUUCAGUUUCUAAUGAGGACCUUUUCCAAGUCUCAACAGACUGUUUUCACAGCCCCAGCAAUAGCAACAGCAACAACCCAAGGGUCAACAGAACCCCAAGCCAAGUCUGAGCAAUGGGUUCAGAAAACAGAGGUCCUGUGUUUUCUGAAAGGCAGCUCAGGAGCUAUGUUUCAGGGGUCCUUCAGCAGUUUUGUUUCUCCUACUGGACAAGAAGUUGGCAGAACUGUCCAGCAGAGUCUCUGCUGGUGGGUUGGUAAGGGGGAUAGUAAGUUGAGGUUAGAAAUUGGCUUUUCUUUCCCCCAAACCUGCUAGGUAAUUUCUUGAGGAUAACUUCUGCAGACACUGUCUCAAGCUUGUAUGAUGCAGGAAAGCCGCAUUCUAAUGGUGUCCUUAGCUUGCCUUGCAGUGGAAGAUAGAGUAUUCAAGUAUUCCCAUGAUAGCAUUUGUUCAUCAACACCUUGUACCUUCUAGAAGGCUGUGCCACUACUUUAGCAGAUUCCAAUGAUGUAGUUCACCACAAGUGCCUUUCUUUUGUACUGUGGGAGAUGGCUUAAAAUGCCCAUUUUGGACAUGGAGGGAAACGUUGUCUUGCAUGUAAAUGUGUUUGAGAGAAGGGUGGUGUUUCUGGCUUUGAUGCAUUUCAUUCCAUAUUUACCCAUAGGACUAAUUUUGUUACUCAUGGUCAGUGUAGCUAUAGUACAUCAACAGAUGGGUUGAGAUGGCUUUCUUACAUUUAUGAGUAUUUGAAUGGGUCAGAUAGAUCUUCAUGCUUACAGAGGUGUAUAAUCUGGGCAAGUUCCAUUCUAGUUUAUGGUAUGGUGAAUAGUUCGAAAGCCAUAAGCGUGUAUGUUGUAAUCUGUCAAUUGGGGUCAUCUAGUUUAGGCUCUAUCUGCAUCUCCCAGCAGUGCUAGGUGCAAGAUAUCAUUCACCCUUGUUCCUUGCAAGGCUUGCACUGGUUAUCUUCAUGGCCAUUUGGCCUGAGGGUCUGCUGCUGUGUGCGUUCCCACCACUGUCCUUAAUUUAAAAACAUCUCAAGUAUGAACAGAGAAAAAACAUCUUAAAUACUGAUGAUCCCUUUCUAGCCUUGACUAUCGUGGUUUUGCUUUGCUUCUUAGAUCCAGUCAACUUGUCUCAGCUGUCAAGUCAGAGAAACCUGGAUCACCACAGACUUGGACUGAUGGCAUAAUGCUUCUUAUUCCAAUAGCUGUGUGGGCCUCUGGUCUUAUUGAAUGAGAUCUGCCACAGUUUUGCUUUCAUACAGGCCACCUUCCAAGAAAGCCUGUGUGUGUGGGGGGGGUUUAUCUCUUUGGUUGACUGAUAAAAACUGUAUGGCCAAAGGUACACCUUUCCUCUUGGAGUUUCUGCUUUCCAUAGUAGGGGGUGGAUGGCUGGUCCUUAUCCCUAAGGCUUUUUAACAGUGUAAGGAUGAGCGUUCUAUUAUACCCUGUAGUCAGAGAGUAUGCUUCUUCUGCAGACCUGAAUUUUGCACGAAGUAAUCUCCCUUUUUGAACUUUUCCAUUCAGUAAGUAUUAAGCUUCUCAUGGAAGACUUUCCUCUUGGUGUUUGCAUCUGCUAGAGUUGUUACAGCUUCAAGCCUUACUGCUACAUUGUACUUUUUGGCCAUUGACAGAAAGUGUGUGCAUCUGCCUGCCAUCCAUUUUGUAGCUCGCCACCUUUAAUUCUACUAGUGCAUCUCCUUGCCCUUUUUAUUUUCCUCACAUUAAUCAACUGAGUAGGGAACAGUCUGAAUACUUGUGACAUUCAUAGAUGAGGUACUGUACCAUCUGUGAAGCAGCCUUUUAGGAAAGACAUCCAGCCGUUUUUUCCUUUGCAAAAGAUAGAGGGCUGAAAAGCAGCUGAUGCCCACCUUGGCAAAUUGCAUAGGCUUAUUUGAGAAAUGUGAGGUGGUCCUUCCCAUUAUUCCAGACUGCUAUUAUGUCAGUGUAUCUCUUCAUCUAAGACGGUGUUCUGGUGAGAUUCACAUGGCUGCACACUGAUAUUUGUUCCAUAUCUUUACCCAAACACUCACUCACCUUCUGUAUGGAGGGUCUCCUUUAGCUCAGUUGUUCUGAGGGGCUUGUGCAUUUUAAGAUUAUUGACACCAGAGGGCCCUUUGCCUGUCUAAGCACUCUGUCCUGUAGCCAGUAUCCCACAGUAAAAUGUAGUUUGCGAGACAAUUGUAAAGAUGCAUUCUUGAACUUUAUGCUGUAACUACAGGAUAUCCUCUCUCCCUCAUUUGCUGUAGCUGUCAGCAUGUUGUAACAGGUAACAUCUGAUGCAUGUUUUUGAACGGGCUCUUGCUGUUGCAAUAUGACAGGAAAACACUGAAGUGGUGCGCAGGAAUCCAUUUAGUCUUAAGGCCUGGGUCUAUCCUGGGAGGUGAAAUAGAGGGAAUGUGUCAAAAGAAACUUAAGCUACCUAUUGCCUGGGUGGCACUAAUCCUCUAAAUAAGCAUGGUCACUAUGGGCAGCUUGCACAACUGUUUGUUUUGCCUGUUUAUAUGUUCUUGGAUGCAGAUAGUUCAGCAUCUGCCCUUUGAGUCUUGUAAUCAAGGUAACCAGACUUAUCCUCAGAAGGAUCCCUGUAUUUGGGGAAGCUAAAAGUAUGACAAGUGCAGCCAUGUAUAUAUUAAGCAGGAACUGGUUUUGACUUGUACACUUGCAUCUUUCCACAGCCCACCCAUUACUUCAGCCUCCCAACCUCACUGAGUGAGACUUAGUGGCAGAUUGAAGUCUUGUACUGUUGGAAAUGUAAGCCAUUCAGUGAUCUUGUAUAGGAAAUACAUUUCUUGUCUGCUAAUCUGCUCAGUAUAUGUCCAGGUUGGCAACAAAAGCAAAAACCCAAACUGUCAAGCAGAUGCUGAUUGCUUUAUAACCUGGAGUUAACAGAAGGCUGUAUAGUUGAUGCAUUUAGCAGCAAUGUGCAACAUGUACUUUACUAAGAAUAUUUUAAGUCCUGCAUUAGGCAUAGCAUUUGUACAUACUUAAAGGGAGGUAGUCGGGCAGUUGGUGCAAAGGUUAUGGUUGCAUGCUGUAGUUCUUGUAGUGCAGGGUUUGAUUCCCUCAGCCCUCUUUUGCCUACUGUGUGACCUUGAGCAAGUUAUUUAACCACGGUGUUCCUUAGUCACUCCUGAAAAGGGUGUGUGUGCGCGUGUGUGUGUGUGUUUUAGUGGGCUUACUUGGUUGACAAAUGGGUGUUAGUAAAGUAGCUUGCAUUUGCUGUCCUUGUGUUUUCCAGCUCCAGGUUGUACAUGUUUUGAAUUUUGAUCAACUGGCUGCAAUUAAACUGGCUUCAGUCGUUCACUCGGAUGUACCAUGUUAGGUUUUUAUGUGCAAUACCCUGAAAUGUUGAGGGUACUACAUAUUCUGUACUUUAAAGAAAUAUGUCAGGAUGAGAGGAACCAGUUUUGGGCAAAAUAUCACAAAACUUAGGCUGAGAUGCACAGUGAACCUCAGCAAGAAGUGUUGAUUCUGAUUUAAGACUUGUUCUUACAUGAACAUUUAUGUAUUUAAAGGCUUGGCAUCAGGCUGUCUAGGGAUUAUUUUAACUGAAGGUUGUCCUAAUUUUGUACAAUGAACUAACCACUUGUCCAGAUAUUUUAACCCACUUUUUUCUUGUUAGCAUUAUUUUUAGUUCUACUGUGCCAAAGGUAGCCUUUUAGGUAACAUAACACUUAACGUGAAUAUUUAUGAAAAGUAAAAACACAAGCCCUUUCCGGUUCGCCUUUACUGGAUGUUUGAUCCUGGCCUGAGUGAUUCUUAAAUGCUGGAAGUAGCCAUCUGUACAACUGUAAACCACCCAUCCUUUACUGAUGGAGCAAGUCUUUUUUCUGCAGUUCCUUUAGAAGGUUAUUGAUGGUCACAGACGGACUUCGCCAUUGUACUAUAAUGGCUUAUCACCAUAUAUAAUUCAUGCCAACUGCAGACCAUUUAACUGUCAAUUGCUACUCUAUGUAAUGCCAGUGUGACUGUGUGUAGCUUUUCAUGCUGGGUUGGUUUUUUCAAUUGUCUGUUCUCUUAAGUUUCUAAUUUGCGGUUUGUCCUGCUUUGUUUGCUCACAAGCAGAAGCUUAUUGCAUCCCAUUAAAGGAGCAAGCCCUUUCUGAUGGUCUGUUAGUUUACUCCAGUUUUCACCACUGGGUUUGACAGCACAGUUCAUAUCUGUCCCUCCAAGAAUCCUGUUGUCUGUUAUCCAAGGUCUUCAGUAAGCUUCCUUUUACUGAUGUACUUCAUCUUACAGCUUUUUCUUUCCACCCCCUUUUUUUCUCACCAGCACUGUUGUACCUAGUUUAUGUUGCUGGUAGACUGAAACAGGAACAUUAAAAUGCAUGGGCCGUUUAGAAGUCACUUGCUUGAUCGGGCAUUUCUAAGCUUAUUUUUGUAUACUGUAUGAAGUCAACAUUCCCAGGUAGGUGGUACAGUGAUGUAAAGGUUAAGAAUACUUCAUAUUGCUAGUGUUCCCAACUUUGAGUCUUAUCUGUGCAUAAUCUGCAUGUCUUCCCUGUGUUCAUGUAGGUUUCUUCUUGAUCUCCAUUUUCCUCCCACAUCCAGAGAUGUACCAAUGAGUGAAUUGGCAGUCUGCUUAAGUUGAUGAGGGUAGAGUGUCCUGCAGUGGACUGACACUUCAUCCAGGAUUAGUUGUCUGCUUCCUGCUUUUUGCUUGCCCGGAUAGGCUUUAGCUCCCCAUUGAUCCUUAAGUGGGUUUUCUUAAAUGAGCAACUCUCUUGCCUGUGGAUUGCCUGGGAAUGGUGAAAGAGAGUUUGAACAGCUUGCUUUUCUGUAUUGGGUGCUACAUAAAGGGUCUGUAUUCUGCUUUGUAACCUGCCAGUGAAGGUAGGAGUCUUAACAGUAACCAAAUGAGCAGCACUGUGGAGGAUGGAUCUUCGAUGUUUGUAGUGGUUUGUGUGUAUAGACAUGUUUGUACUUCCAUCGUUGCAUGUCAGCUAUAGAAGGUGGGGUGAGAUUUGGAAGGCCAUAACAAAAAGCCAAUACCUGAUCUCAGCUGGGUUUACUUGUAUACAUUUGUCCUCCAGAGAGAACAAAUCAAGAUGUUGGUUGUUCAUGUCCCCAGCAUUUGUGGUUAGUAGGGGACAAAAAAAAUUCGAAAGAACUGUGCUGUGGCUGUAGGCUCAUAAAAUUAAUAGUUUUCCACAUUAACUGCAAUCUAUUGCUUUCCUUUAAAAAGAUGCUUACUCACAACUAAAGUCACUAGAUCAAGAGCAGCAAAUGAGAACUUCAGAAAUAGUGAAUUUUCUGUUGAGCAAAGAGAAGUCCCUUUUAGCGCUUGGAUAUUUUAUAACCUCACCAUUUAAGGAGGAGAUAAAUUGAGACAUUUCUGCAAGCAGGUGAUGCUUACAGGUAGGACUACUUCCCCUUUCCAGGUUUACAACGCAAUAUUUUCAUGUUCACAGCUACCAGCACACCUUUAUGGACCCUUCCUUAUGUUGGUAUGUGGUAGGUCAUUUUAUACUCACAUAUUUGCUUAAUGUGGUUUUGAAGGAAAUUUCAGACAGUGUCAUCAUAACAAGUCUGAUGCAUUUGCGUCUGCCUUCAUAUAUCCAAGUACAGUGGCAGUGAAUUAAGUCUUGAAAGUGGUUGAGAAAAGUGCCAGUUCUAUACUACAUCUGUAGUGCAGCUAAAAUUAUCCCCUUGAUUGUUGUACUGAAGUUCUUGUGUAACCAUCUGCACUUGGUCUGCUGGUUGUAUCUAUCCUAUAUUUUAUCAGUAUGCCUCCAUCCAUUCUUUGGGAAGGGAUGGUGUGAAUUUUAGAAACUGGAGAAAUUUGACUAAUUUAGGUAAUAUCUGCCUAGGAAUUACCGAGCUUAGCAAUAUGUUGGCAUUCUUGUUUGUGUGAAUUAAUCAGAACCUUGCAGUUGGAAGAAUCUAAAGAGCACUAUUGUCCCUUCCUCAUAGAUACAGAUCUUAUUUUUUAUUGUAUAAGCUGUAUCUCAUUUUAAGAGCAGGAUAAACAUGUUAAUAAUUUGAUGAUGCAUCUUUUUAAAGACCACUUCUGUCAUAUAAUCAGGGCUGUGUUAAUAAUAGGGUUGCUGUUGCAGUCCAUGCACAGUCACAAGCCUGAUGCUAAAAGUGACUAAGUAACAGAUGGUAAAAGCUACCGAAGCUGAAAUUAACUUUGAAAUGGUUAUGACAGUUCUUAAUAGGUGUAAGAUGGUGUAAAACUUUGAUUGGGACCUUCUGUAAAUGACUGUAAAACAUCUUUUUCACAUUUGGUUUGAUUUGUAACUUUUCCUUUUGCUUCAUUUUCAGAGGGUAAUUCUUUAUUAUACAGUAAGUUACUCAUUGUCAUUCAGUGUUUUUAGGUACCAACUCUGUAAGUUUUCUCUUCCUGUCCUGGGUUUUGAAGGCUUUUUCUGUGAUGUGUCAAGGUUCAUUUUAUGUUUAUUUAACCCACAUGCAGAUCAGACCUUUGUACUAUAUGGUCCACCAAGUUUCUGAGGGAUGACUGAUGUAGAACAUUUUGUCCACAAACUCAGAGACAUCAGUCAGUGCCUGUGGACUUCAUUCCCUGGGUAUACAUCAGAGCCCACUUGUUGGCUGUUUCCCUGUUUAUCGCACUGCACAUAUGAAGUAUGGGUAGUCACUGUUAAGUUCCACAAGGUAGAGUUCUUGAGUGGUAGACCAUAGCUUGGGAAGUAGUCUGCGUUAAUUAAGUGCUUAAUGUUUAGGAAAUGGGGAAGGUCACAUCAGGCAACAAAAAAAUUUGUCAAGUACAUUUUUUUUUUCAAAUUGAAAUGUAAUUGGUGUAAACUGUUAAGUAGUGUUACUAAGAAGUUUGCAUAUUUCAACUUGGUUCAUGAGUUUUCAAAAACAUAACUAUCAUCUGACCAUUGCUGUACUUUAAAGCACGUUUAGUUCAUGGGCUAUGUUAGAUGCAGUUAGAAGCUGUCCACUGUAAUGUUAUGUUCCACUUUACUAAGUUAUGAAGGUAGCGGUUUGCUUCCCUUAAACAGAUGAAGGCUGAAUCACUCAGAACUGAAGCUUGAAUUACCCAGCAAAACGGGGUAAAACUUUCAACAUAAAAAAAAAAAAAAAAACUAGUAAGAAUGCAUUUACUGAGUAGGCUGAGUACUUGGACUUGGCAGUAGGUCUUAAGAGAACCGGCACUGUGUACAUACCAGGAUUUCCUCUUCUGAGAGCUUUGUUUUGGCACAGAAUUAUUGUUGCAUUCUUUUGUUCUCUUGCUUGGGACUACAUACACAUAACUAAUUCCAUCCAUGCAGUCAGUAUAUUUGGGGUGUUUACUUAGUCAUUAUCUUAAUCCUAACUUACAUUGUAGGAGAUCACCUGUGUUCAGAUCCAAAAAAUCAGAAAUUCUGACCUGUAGCAAUGCCAUCUCUUCUGUCUGAAGCACACAAACGUCCCAACAUUUUUGUAAGCCUGUCUUAAAAGCACUAGAAGCACAAGGCCUGGCCUACGAUUUGAAGGAUAAUAGUACUGUGUAGCCAGUGUAGAGAUCAGUGUUCUUCACAUGAUCAUCUCUGGUAUGAAUUCCAGUGAGAAGGUAAUCAUAGGUUGAGUCUUUCCCCAGCCUGGUUUGCAACCCAAGCGGUCUGUUUUUCACAAGAUGUGAGCUGUCGGCUGGCAAUGUAAAAUGUGGCAGGAAAAACAUUCCCUGACCCAACAGUACUGGGGUUCUAGUGCUGCAACUUUUGUGCAGAGAGGAGGCCAGCCGCCAUAUAUUCAGUGGGUCAUUGAGUUCCUGGCAGUGGUUCUGUAGUUGCACUAAUUCAAGAUUGAGGAAGCUGUUUUCUUGGACAGCUCAGAGUCAGCUUUGCUAGUGAGAGUUGACAGGGCCAUAUUUUCCCCACACCUGAUGGGCGUGCAGAUAUGCUGUGGGUGUGAAUGUGUGCUCUGUUCAGUUUCUUGAGUUGCGACUGAGCAGAAGUGAGGCCAUAGUUUGACAUUGCCACAGGACCCAACCUAGGUAUCUAUAUCAAGUGCAACCUCUGUCAUGUGCCUCCACCUGGGCCGAGAGCCCAUCAUCUGUCAGGUCCUGCCAUUGUCAGAAUUGUCAUGUGAGCACAGACCACUCACUUGUGGAACUGAGGUGAGAAUGAACCCCCUUCCUUUGGAACUUGCCUGGAAAGAGGGAUAUGGAGAAGGGCAGAGGUUCUUGAUUUUGAAAUGGACAUGUGCAUGUGGUAGUGAUAAAAAGAACUCUUCAGCUUCUAAAGUUCUCCGUGGGCUGUCCUGUUGCUUCCAUGCCCUUAUUCCAUUAAAGAAAUUUGUUUGAGAAUUUGGGAUUGAAGGCUAAAAAGCCUUGGGAGUAUCCGCCAAUGAACUUGCUGAUUUAAACCAUAUGAUUUGUAGUUCUCCAACCAUUGUCUUCUUCUGCCACUUAUCCUCCUGCUUAACUGCAUUGACAUCCUGUUGAAGCAGUAUCAGAAUGCAAACCACCUGUUUGAGCCUCUUUGGUCCUAGACAAGCAGAUGAGCAGUCCAAAACUGUGGACAUGGUGGAAAAGAAAACACCAAGGCCCCUAAACUGUUUUAACUUGUCCUAAUUACAAUUCUUCCUUGAGAGUCAGGAUGUACAUUUCUAGGGUGAAGGUACAUUUUUCCACAGUUUUGUCUUAAUCUCAAUCUUGUUAAUGAAAAAAAAAAAACGGUGUACCUAGUAGAGGCUUCUAGAAUAGUCCCUUAAGGUUCUGUGUUUUCUGACAUUGAAGAACCUUUCAUCUUCAGCAUAUGAAUUUCAUGACUGACAAACCUGCCUGCCUUUAUUCAAAUCAGUUGGUUCAGCAAACCUGUAGUUAAUUUCAUGGAAGAUGCUGCACUUGUCUUUUAGCUUUACCUGCAAGGUCUUGGAGCUACAUAAUUUUAUUUGGUAAUCCUAGUUUUUCGCAAGGAUCAGGUGUCCCUUAGGACUCCCCAAUGUUUUUGGUGGAGAGUUGUCUCAAACUGUCCUUUAAUCAGUCAAUUCACCUUUCCCAUUUUCUGUCAGGGGACAAAGUCCAUGGGGAGUGGGAAAAUAAGUGCCUUCUGUACCCUUGAUGUAAACCACCAGUCAGGCUUUUACCUUAGGGAGGAAUGCAUGAGAAAUGCCAGCCUUGACAGUAGAUUAUUAAAGCCCCUUGGACAAUCCCAACUGGCAAAAAGAUUUUAUAUUGAUACUUAACAAUAUGCACUGUGUUCUCCACUUGGUUACCUAGAACAAUGUAUGCUAAACAAGCCAGUUGAAGUGGACUCACUUCAGCCCAGAACCUAAAGCCACAUGAAGCUGUUUAUACAGUAUAGCAAUUAUUAGAUCAAGUCCAUUAUAAGGAUGGGCACGUUUAUAAACAGUGUGUAAAUAUUAGACAUGUUAGAUUAAAUAAAAAAAAUGACCAGUAGAAAGCACUGCAGUUGCCUUUAAUUUCUUUCUGGCAUUAUGAAGGGCAUAUGCUGCUUUGUGCUUUAGUAUUGUUGACACUUUACUACAGUUUCUCAUCAAAUACUCAUGGAGGGUUAGAUUUGUCUUUUAGCAAGCUUGAUUUUUUAACAUUUACUAUGUGUAGCUUUUAUUUUUGCAACCAAAGGUAAUGCUUUACUUCUGUUUUUCAUUUUUAAGGAUUCCUUUGACAGCUCAGUUUCUGAAGUAUUUCAUUCUAUAAAAAAACUUCAAAGCUGGGAGUCCAAACACCAAGACAAGUGUUUUCUUGCUUUUUAAUGAUGGACAAACAUGCAAGAACUCUUUCUAGUCUUCCGUUGUGCAAGAGUUCAUCAUCAUAUGAAUGUUGGAAGCUCUCCAGCUGCAACCGUUUCUCAAAACUCUGUUUUGAAAUGUUAUUCCUCCUCUAAGGCAUUUGGGUAUAAAUGUUCACUGAACUGUUAAUAUAAAUCAUGAUUUAUUUGAUAGUCUCACUUCAUUUCUUUUUCAACUGAGAUGUAAAUCAAAUCACUUUUUCCCCAGUUGCUGUAAAAGUGAGUCUGAAUCUGACUGAGUGAAAGCUUAGUCUGAUGAAGAUUUAAUUAACCCAGCCAACAAUUGUUUUCAGGGAAUUUGUCUUUGAAAAUUCAGUACAUGCGUAUUAUCAGAACCAGAAUUCAGUACUUGCAGAACUCGUUAUGUUAUGAAACGAGGUCUGCUAAGCUAAGAAGGGGGGUGUAUAAAGUAUUCAGAACUAUUCUGUAUUAUUUUCUUUUUUAAUAUACUUUGGAAGAGAAAUAAGGUGAGAAUUCGUCUUCAGUGGUGUAAUGGCCUUUUCAGCCUUAUAAGAAGGAUGGCUGCUGCUUAGUCAUCGUUCCUCAUCGAAGUCAUGCAGCUCAGCACCUUCAAAAGGCAACCUGCCCAUUUCAAUUCUGUGUAAGUGGACACACUGCAAGGGGUUAUUGCUACAUCUGGGACAUGUGUGAAUCGUUCAGCGUGUGCAGCAGCUGUUGGUAGUUGUGCAAUUGUCUGCUACGGCUAUGCAACCUCACACGAAUAGGAGUAACUGAACCGGGAUGACCGUGUAAUACCCCCGGCCGAGGACUCCCGCUGUGGAGAAAGGCAUCAGUUACUUGAGGAAUCAGUGUCCCAGUACUCAGUAUUUCUUGCAGGCACCUUUGGUUUGGAUGGUUACUGCCCUCGUGCAGUCAGAUUAUUCCUGCGCAGGCUUCCUUUGCUGAAGUAAUCAGCAAAGCAGGAUUUGCAAUGCAGUGUGACUGGCACGGUGCUGUUCACCAAAGUGACACACCCCUCCCACGACUACGAAAUUUGAAGGGUUUUCCUCUCCCUGCCUCAAACCCUCGGGGACACAUUACUACUUAUUUGCAUACACACCUCUUUGAAAAGUGACUAACCUGUUUUCUGAAAAACACAAGGAUGUAUGCGGUACUGAAAUCUGGUUGUGAGAAUACAUAAGUACUGAAAAUACUUCUUAGAUUGUAUGGAGUUAAGCUGCUAAAAUGUAUGUAUAUUCUAGCUAAACUUCAGUUGCAAAAAAUGAAACAAAGCUUUGAGGGUAUUACAUUUGAAGUGCUACAGGUUGUUUCUGAGAGCUUCCCUGGUGUUGCGAAGUAUCACUCUCGUGAGGGAAUUAAGAGAAGUACAAGCUCUGCUUCCGUAGUUCAAAGUAUGGUUACUUCUAAUAGUUUUUAACCAUGCUAAUAGUGAAACUAAAGGUGUUUUUGAUGCUUUUAUCAAGAAAAUACAUCAUCUGACUGAUUCACUUGUAAAAAGUAGUUCAGGUUUGGCAGAUGUAAGUGACCACUUUGAUAUGCAAAGUAUAUGUAGAUAGAUGGUGAACUGAACCAGCAUAAAUAGUUGCUUUUCAUGUUUUCUUCAUGAAAUCUGGAGUAGCUUCAGUUCUGGACAGAAGACAAAUCUGGCAAUGUGAAUAGCCUAUCCUGAGAGUACUUUAAACAAGCUUAGCAUUAUCUCAGUUUCUGAGGUUGCUUUAUUUUGUAGAGAAGACAGCUUUCUUCAUCUAGGAGCUGAAAAACUGGGCAGUGCCAAGGAGAAUGUGCUAAACUUUUCACAUCAUGUCUGAUUCUUUUGUUUUCCUUCACUUGUAGGAGUAAGACAUUGCCUUUAUUCAGGAUGUCUUGCAUUUCUCAAACUCUUUUAAGGGUCAUUCUAAGAAAUCUAAGAAUUUAUACAGCGAUGGAAAGCAUUUUAGUGGAGGUUGGCUGUUUAAACCUUAGAUUAGCAUACAAAAGUAUUGAACCACCUCCACUCUUCAGCAGCCAAUUUGUAACUUUCUACUCCCAUAGUUCAGUACACUGCUUAUGCAAGCAGAGGUUUUCCAUAAAUCUGUUUUUUUUUUCAUGUUUCAAAGAGCAGCUGAAAACAAAAAACUAUUUCAAACCUGUUUUGUGGUACAAGAAUUCAAACUAGUAAAUCUUCAUUCUUUGAUACAUUUUGACCUGAAAGAUGAUUAAUUGGACAUUUCUAUCUUUCCCUCAUUUGAUGGUUUUGGGGAUUCAUAGUGGGAUAGCAUUUAAUUAGUGGCCAUCCUGUUUUUACAAAUUGUUCAACCCCAGCUGUAGCAGGCUUCAAAUAAAAUUGUGUGUGUAGUAGCCCCCACAUCUAGAUAACUUUUAUGACUGUCACACUUAGGUUUAUUUGCUUCAAGUUAUUGGACAGGCUUCAACGUUGCAGUACUGCUUUUGCCACUUCUUGGGUAGUUUAUAUAUAGACAGAGAAUCUUUUAAAAAAAUUAACUUGAAACUUUGUUGAUGAGGCUUUCCUAAAAGCCAUGGGUUGCCUGUUUAGCAGAAUCACCAUGCUCUAAAUUCCAUGCUGCUUAUGAGAAAUUUCAGCAUUACCUUCUGGGCCUUUGGGAUCAUCUGGCAAAACUGUUGUAUCUACCUAGAUUUCAUCCUUAAAGAAGCUGAACUGAAAGUUAGACACAGUGAGUUGAAACCUGGAAAAAUCCUCCUCACUAUCCCAAGUGGUGCAUUGUCUAUCAAUUGUGCUUAAAGGCUUCUGCUCUGGAGCUCUGUUGUUUAGGGAGUGUGUGAAAAUAUAAAAAAUGUUUCGAAGUGCUUUUAGCACUAAAGCUAUUCAGCAAUGUUCUCCCCUGAGGAGUUCAGCUGAGGGCAGUUCACAUGCAAAGUUAUAAAAGGAGUAAAAGUUUUUUUGUGUUUUUGUUUUUUUUGCAGGGUUGCCAUACAGAUCUUUGUCAUUGUCCAUACAUGUCUAACUACAGACCAUUUAUCUGACUAGCACAGUUGUGUCUGCGAAUGGUAAAUGCAGCCCCGGACCUUCCUGGAAUUAAAACUGUAAUUGGAACAAUUCCAGCUGUUUAUGUCCUUGACAAAGAAAAUGUACUUGUUUUGGUCACCUUGUCAAGGCAUAGCAAAUGAUGUGUUUUUUUUUUUUCCUUCAUUCCUUAGGUGUGUGCUUCAGAAGGCAGCAUCAGGAGUUUGGUUAAUUUAUACAACGUAAAAAGAAAUGGAUUGCUGUCUGUGUAGUCUUGCUGUCCUGUGGCCCAUUAGUUGGCUAAUCAUCCUUUGACUAAUUUAACAAUUUCCAUUAACUGUUUUUAAGAAUUUGUUAAUUUUAGGAAUAAGCGCUACAGCCGUUAAAUUGUGUUCUCACUUUCAACAAGCACUGCUGUCCUGACCAUGAUUUCAGGAGUUGGAUCUCCUUUUGCAACUCAGUGCUUUUGGAUUGUGCACUCUGAGCACUUCUUUCUGCAUCUGUAGAAGGUUUUAUUACUGAUCGUGAAUUAUUCCCGCCAUUACUGCAGUUGGUCUGUAGAAGUGAGAUAUAACAUACAUUCAGGUAGAUUUUUAUAUCCAUUAAAUUUCAAGAAUGCUGUCUGCAUUGGUUACUUAACACCCUUGCACCCUCACUAAUUGAAUACUCUGUCCAUGUGCUAGUAGGAUGAUCCAGUAAGUCUUGCAAGUUCAUAAUUUUAUAUUGUUCCUUUGUUCAUAAUUUUAUAUUGUUCCUUUGCUACUUAGAGCACUUCCUGAAUUACAGUGGAGAAUCCGAUGUGGGAAUAUGUUUAGUGGUAACCUUUUAGUCCACUGCACAUCUUCCAUGCCAGCAGAAAGCUUUAACACACUUUCAAGUGCAGGAGCUGGAAAAUGCAAAUUAUUACAUGUCUAGAAAAGGGUUUAAGAAAAAGGCAAUCCAGCUGUUCUCCACUGCAAAGGGUUUUCUCAGAUGAGCUAGUAUAAGUACACCCAUGUAUAUACUGGCUGGUUUGUAUGUAAUAACAUUAUUCAAUACUAAACACUAACUCUGGUUAAAAUUGGUUAUUUCUUUUAUUCGUUUAAAAAGGCACUUGUAUUGUUUUCUUUCACAUUAUCUGUGGGGAACAGGCAGAUCUGAAGAAAGCAUUGUCCAACUUUUCACCCUUCAUUGCAUCCAGCUGAGAAGCUGAUGGUGGGAGAUGUAUUUUAUAAUGCAUUUGAGAAUGCCCUGACUAGAUGUACCUCCCAGUGUCUAUAAGUAAUCACUGCUGACCUGAAAGUUGUACCAAAGUUGUCUUAUUUUCUUGUUUUCCCUCCCUGCAUCAGAGCUCCACAAACUCUGGAUGCACAUUUUUUUUUAAAUUCUGGGCUAAUAUGUUGGAAAUGUAAAAUGUUUGUGUGUAUUGAUAAAUUUGAUGUAAAUGCCAUAAGGGCAGGUGACAGGGUUUAUAAGGCAGUAUCUUUGAUCAGAGAUAUGAGGGCUUUUUAAAAUGUUCACUUGUUUCUGUCACCACAGUAAAUGUUAUGAAGGAUGCGACUGACUCGAUAUCCAAGUUUGAUAGAUUGCUGCAAAGUUUACUCUGAGUGUAUAUUUAUAGGGAGUGGUGGUUAUUUAUUGAACAGCUGUGAUUAUCAGACUUGGUUGUCCAAGUAAGAUUCCCUGCUUACCUCGUCUUUGAACUUAAGUCUAGGCAAAACAAAGCUCAAAAAAAGCAGAAAUAAUACUUUUUAAAGUAUAUAUAUAUUUCUUGCCAUAUCUCUCAUGAACGUCAUGAAACUAACGUUUUAUAUAAUUUUUUAACUUAUUUAAAGACAUGCAGACACCCCAAGUAUUUUGUAUAACUAUUAUCUGCUCGCUCUUGUAUAUAAAUUUUUACAGUCUGUUCAAAAGUGCAAUAUCCCUUUCUAAUUAUUCCUUUUCCAUUCAGAAUGUUUGUAUUGAUAGUAUAGCUGACAGUCUCAUCUCCGUUUCCUUAAAAAGUUUUUGUGGAUAUUCUGACUUGCUUUGAAUGCCCCACUGCAUUGCUUUUGUAUAUGUAAUAUAUGUAAUUAAAUAUUUGUGUAAUGGAGAUAAACUACUGUAAGUUUUGUACUGUACUGGCUGAAGGUCUGUUAUAAAUAAACAUUGGAAAUAUA
Messenger RNA from Protopterus annectens (West African lungfish), 20395 nucleotides. RefSeq names its product IKAROS family zinc finger 4 (gene IKZF4). Lineage: Eukaryota; Metazoa; Chordata; Ceratodontiformes; Protopteridae. The transcript has 5 exons. Gene Ontology annotation, biological process: regulation of transcription by RNA polymerase II. Bases 22 to 1443 code for a protein of 473 amino acids. Gene Ontology annotation, molecular function: RNA polymerase II cis-regulatory region sequence-specific DNA binding; DNA-binding transcription factor activity. The record is from RefSeq and is a predicted model, not a curated record.